Oncorhynchus mykiss (rainbow trout) is the source of this 3056-nucleotide messenger RNA. Its product is annotated as transmembrane protein 198. Gene Ontology annotation, cellular component: plasma membrane. The record is from RefSeq and is a predicted model, not a curated record. NCBI's taxonomy places the organism in Eukaryota, Metazoa, Chordata, Actinopteri, Salmoniformes, Salmonidae.
GAGCGGGAGGGAGGGAGGAAGAGAGAGAACGGUUGGACUCUCACGGAGAAAAAUAAUGGGCCAACUCUUUUUUUUUAUGAGUUUAGAACUCGAGAGAAAACCCCUUGGGUAUCAACAACAGUCUACGCCAGAAAGAGGAGGUGUGUAAAAGAAAAGGGUUGGAGGAAAAACAAUUUGGCUCGCUGUAACUAGCUUCUGUCAGACGUGACUAACUAGCCAACUGACAAACUGAUUUUUAAUACAAUGCCGUGGAACUUAUAAAUACAUGUUAUCAACCGAAAUAACUCACUUAAGUUCCUCCGUUGAGACUGCAAAGAACGAUUUAUAAUUUUAGACACAGUUUUUGAAGAUGACGAGAACGCGGGGCUGAUUCAUUUUGAAUAACCUAUUCUUGUCCUUAAAACAUUGAAGGGAAAACUUUUGUUUUUCUCACUGUGACUAUAGCCUAUGUGCAUUGGAACCGGUUUUUCCACUGCUGCUUCGAUUUUCUGUUGUUUUCCGUUGUGUUCAUGCCUGACAGUUUUCACGGAAAACAGAUCCACGUAGCCGAACGAAGUCGGCACUCAAGCUGUUCUGAUGAACUUCCGAUAACAGCACCACUCCUUAUCCUUCAGUCCCAACCUUCAACCACCACCACCUCCUUGUCUCCCCAGUGGUCUGGUCGGUCGGAGGGAGCCCCAGGAUGACAGACCCUGACGGGGCUGAAGGGGAGGGCCUGGCCGAGGUGAACGCCUGCAGCCUGGAGAUCGAGAGGAAGUAUGAGGUCAUCCCUGCCGUCAUCUGCUCCAUGUGCUGCCUGUUCGGCAUCAUCUACUGCUUCAUUGGAUAUCGCUGCUUCAAGGCGGUCAUGUUCCUGUCGGGCCUGAUGUUCGGCUCUGUCAUAAUCUUCCUGUUGUGCCACAAGGAGCGGGUGCUGGACACCCAGCUGAGUGUGGAAGCCUCGGCGGGUAUCGGCCUGGGCAUCGGCCUGCUGUGUGGCCUGGUCACCAUGCUGGUGCGCUCCGUGGGUCUCUUCAUGACGGGUCUGUUACUGGGCCUGCUACUUGCCCUCGCCACCCUGCUGGUCACCCACCAGUUCUACACACCCACCACCGUCUGGGUCCCCCUAGGGGUGCUGCUGGGCACUGGCAUGCUGUUUGCUGUGCUCACCCUACAGUGGCAGAAGCUCUUCACCGUGUUGUCUACGUCUGUGUUCGGGGCGGCCAUCAUGAUGGUGUGCGUUGACUACUUUGUGGAGAUGCUGGCGCUGGCCAGACACGCGUAUCAGUGCUUGAGGCUGUCACCGGCGCCGUCGCUCUGCUGGUACAGCUGGGUGAUCAUGGGUAUCUGGCCGGCACUCAGCUUCAUGGGGGUGCUGGUGCAGUGGAAGCUGACAGCCGUGGGGUUCUCACACACUGAGGUCAUCAUCAGCAGGAGGCAGAAGCGGGCCCAGUUGAUGCAGAUCAGACAGAAAGAUGUCAAGAAGCGCCAGCAGAACAGUGGGCAGGAGGGCACAUACCGUCGCAAGCCCACCCCUGUCAAACGCUAUGCCGGAGACCUGCUGGCACCGAGCUACCUGCAGAGUCUUAGGGACAGACAGAUGGGCACAGGCAACUCCCUCAGCAGCCUGGGAACUACCAACCACACAAUAAUCGACUUUGACUAUGAGACAAGCUCCACCGUACCCCUCACCAUCACCACACCUGUCAACAGGGUCUGACGCACCGAGGGACAGACGGGGGAUGACUCACUUGUUUCUUGUCCCCCCCUCCACAGUCCUCCUCCCUAUGUAGUGUACUGUUGACCCUACAGACAAUGUGAGUCUAUUGAACAAUGGACGUUCCUUACAUUGACUUGGAAAAGGGCCUUGAAUGCUGUCCAAGUGAAGAUCAAAGCACACCUCCAGUGUACUGUACCUCGUUUGGAAUGGCAGACUGGAAGGUGAUGGAAUGGGUCCUCGAUCUGUGAGCUGUUCCCUGAGAGUGGUUGGUGUUUGGCCCCCCGUUUGAUGUGUGCUGUAAUCACUCUUUCAAUAGACUGGGCCUGUGUGGCCUCUCCCUGUGUUGUCUGCUCUGAGCGGUGGCAUGUCCAUGUGAAAAGUCUGGGGUUAGGACAGAGCAGAGUACACAGUCAGAAGAAGGAGCAGAAAUUAUCUCAUUUGACUUCUGAGGUCGUAUACUUUCUCUGGUGCCAUUAUGUGAUUGUUUGAUUACAUGUGGGAGAAAUCACUUGACUGAUGAAAACAGACUUGUUCUUGCUGUUCAGAAAGCAAUACUGGGAAUGGAAAUGGCCAUGAAUUACACGAGAGCUACCUCCGAGUGAUUUCAACUUUUAUAAUUGGAGUUAACUGUGCUUUAAUGACUUGAAAUGAACCAGUGGUGUGUAAACUCGGGUCAACCGCCUCAGAACAGGACACCAGCUGAUGUUGACAAGGCACUGUGACGGGACAAAUAAGAGGACAUUUCGAGAUACAUUUCUCUGACCAGUGUUUUCUGUCUGUGUGAGUGUGUGUGCGUUUGUAAUGUUAAGGUGUGUGUAUUGCUGUUUACUUGUCCCUUUUUCGAAGUAACUGCCUGUAUAGUUGAGUGCAGAAGGUUCAGGUCCAGAGAGAUACACGGCAACCAUUUUGUGCCUAAAUACAAUGGAGAUUACAUGGGCAACUGUUUCAAGUGACAUUUAUGUUUGUUUUCAUUGGAACUGCAGUGCCUCUUUUAGUGGUAGCAAUACUAUACAAUAUUGUUUCAAACCAUACUUGGUUAUGCCAGUUAUUUUUGAGCAGUAGCUUGUUUUCAUUACAAUUUCAAGGCAGUUUUACCUGUGUAGUACCUGUAUUCAGUAAUGUAUAUGAACAAUAACAUUGAAGGAAUGUGCUAUGGAAAAAAAUUGAGCAUACAUUUGCUGUACUGUAGGUUACUAAGGAAUUACCAGUGUUUUUAUAAUUGUAAUUUAGUUUUGUUUUAGAAUUUUAGAGGGACAGUAGGCCUACUUUCACUCAGUACUCUCAACUAUUCUGAAUCUGUACAGAAUUGUCAAUAGGAAAUUGAAAGAUAAACCAUUAAAUUAGUUUAAAAACAAAA